UCUGAAACGUUUUUAAAUAAAUGUUAAUCAAUUCUUUUUUCAUGAACUCUUCUAGAAAUAUCAGACCUAAAGCUUCAGUCUUUUUUUAAUAUAAUAUAUAUUUUACAUAAACUUUAGAGUAUAUUUUUAUCGAGCACAUGAAUAUCUUCAAACAGUGGAAUGGAAUCGUUCUAGAAGGUAGAUGUGUAUUUGAUACCCACUUUCAAGUCCAAGUCAUUACUUUGUGGGACAACAGAAAAGACGGAAUUCCACUCUUAUGACCCAUAGUGGAACUGCGAGAUCAGUAUGCUUUUGAGGGAUCAGCUCCUUCUGGCUUAGAACAUAAAGUCCCUUAAAUGUGACACUGAUAUUGCGGACCUUCUAUAAGUACUCAAGGAUUUGUUUAGAACUCUUACUAUGAGAAUUAUCUUGAGUAUAUGCCACAUAGAGUUAAUGAAUUCAAAUUCUCUCUUAUAAGUUCAUUAGCCUUUUAUACAAGAUGAUCUAUGGCAAGAAGCAAAGAUACUUGACUGUAACAUUCUAUUUGAUAAAGGAAUUCAUUAACCUCAUAUAAAAUCCAUUCUUCCGGAGAGUAAAAUACAUUGGGUGAACUUUUCUGAGAAAUACUCUGACAAUGAAUAUUUCUCGUGAACUCGCUCUACGUGUUUUUGUUGAAGAAUAGACGAAAUGUUUGAAAGAUAUCGAAUCAUCUUUGAGGUUUGGUUAUCCUGAGAAACUCCAGUACAAGAUCUAUUUACGAGCAGCGCAGUGUCACAUAAAAUUGAAUAAAACAUCCUUGGCAAACGAAGCUUUAUUAAGAGUUCAAGAUUUAAUGAGAAAGUAUGAAAUCUUAAAUACAAAAAAAGAAAAUAUCGAGGAAGAAGUUACUCGCUUAUUAUUAAUUGUCUCAAAAAUGCACGACGAUAAGCCAGAUGAUAGCAACACAAAUAAAUUAUUAAACAAGCCUAAAACGGCCUAUGGAGAUAAUACAAAUUUUGCAUUUGCUUCAGCAGCAAUAAGUCGUACGAGUGCUCCUGAAAAAGGGAGAUAUGUUGUAGCUAAUAGAGACAUAAAAAAGGGUCAAAUUCUAUUUGUAGAAAAACCUUACGCUUUCGUUCUAUUAGAUGAUAUAGAACCGGCUACGUUUUGCGGGUAUUGCUGUAACUCCCAUGAAGAUGUAACAGUUCCAAAGUGCAUUAUUUAUUUGCAUACGCACUGCGCACCACAUAAAACAAAAUGUCCAUCAAAUAAAGUAAGUUUUUUUUUUAUUAUUAGGUGUAAAACCUGCACAAACACCAUAUACUGUAGUAUAGAAUGUUCAACUGCAGCAUGGGAUCAAUAUCAUCAAUGGGAAUGCAUUGCCAGUCAAAUGAACUUGCGGCAACAAAUUGGCAUAGCACACUUAGGCUUAAAAGUUCUUCUUACAAAUAUAUCCACUGAUGAAAUAGACAGAUUUAAUGAAAUGCAAAACUUAGUAACGAACAUCGAAAAACUAGCGUGGGAGGAUCUUCUUGUAUAUAGUAUUACCGCAAUGAUGUUUACUUUGUAUCUUUCGACUUACACAACGUUUUUCGAAUUGGAUUUAAAAAAGUGUAUAGCCGACAAAUUUGCGGAUUCCAAUCAUCUCAAUAAUUUUGAUAUAAACACAGAUAAUGGUAAACAACUAUACAUAAGUUCACUGCUGCUGAAACAUAUUCUACAGUUGGUUUGUAAUGGUCAUGCUAUUACAAAAUUACAAUUAUCGAGAUCGAAUAAUGAUGUUCUCGUCACUGAGCAGCAAAAGAGGAAAGCCACUGCUAUUUAUCCUUCUGCUAGCAUGAUGAAUCAUUCCUGUGAUCCGAAUAUAAUAAACAGUUUUUGGGGAUCAUAUCUCAUCGUAAAAUCAACCAAAGAUAUUACAGAAGGAAGUGAAAUAGUUAAUUGCUAUGGUCCUCACUUCAGAAGAAUGCCUAGGAAAGAACGGCAAGAAAUUUUACAAAGUCAAUAUCGUUUUACUUGCAAAUGUGAACCAUGCACUAAUCCGAAUCUUCAAUAUUUUGUGGAAAGAUUCCAAUCAUUAAAAUGCUCUAAAUGCAGUGGCCCUUUAUGCAAGACUAAUGGGUCAUCAAUGCACUGCUUGGGUUGCGGCGUAUUAUCCAAUAUUCUUUACCGUGACAAAUUAGAGAAAGCUCAAAAACUGUUUGAUUCUGCUGAAAUUUGUAUAGAAUUGGACGACAAUAUUGCUGAAGCCUUAAAUAAAUUGAAGGAGUGUUUGACAAUACGCAAGAACAUACUCUAUAAAUAUCAUGAUGAUAUCACAUUGACUUUUGAUGUAAUAGGAAAGGUGUACGCUAUGGCAAAACAAUGGCUUAAUUCAACAUUUUUCUUGGAACAUAGUUUAACUAACAUUGAAGAACAAUUUGGACCAGAUAGUGUAGAACUUGCUAAUGAAUUAAACAAAAUCACUGAUAUUUAUAUUCAGUACUUGCAAGAAGAGACUAACACGCGUACAGAGCAGUAUAAAAAGAUACUCAAGAAAACUCAAAUGCAGUUGAAUCAUGCAGAACGUAUUAUGGAUUUGAAUUAUGGUCCAUGGAAUGAUAGCUGUCAGGAAAUAAAAAUGAAAAAACAACAAGUGUCUGCUAUAUUAAAGAAUGUGUGUACUAUUUAAUAUGGACGAAUAUAUUGAUUUGAGAACAUUGUGUCAAUAAAAAACAUUGUAUAAUUGC
Molecule: messenger RNA, 2687 nt
Organism: Cephus cinctus (wheat stem sawfly)
Lineage: Eukaryota; Metazoa; Arthropoda; Insecta; Hymenoptera; Cephidae
Product: SET and MYND domain-containing protein 4
Exons: 11
Coding region: 812-2629 (605 amino acids)
Molecular function (GO): protein binding
Source: RefSeq, a predicted model, not a curated record